AUGGCGAUGAAUUUGGACUUGUCGAACGCGGCGGUGAUGAAAGAUGAACAGGGACGGCCUUUCAUUGUAGUCAGAGAUCAGGGCAAGAAGAAGCGCCAGUAUGGCAACGAAGCCGUCAAGUCCCACAUCCUCGCUGCCCGCACCGUUGCGAACAUCGUCAAGACCUCGUUAGGCCCCCGUGGUCUCGACAAGAUCCUCAUCUCCCCCGACGGCGAUAUCACAGUAACGAACGAUGGCGCGACCAUCCUGCAGCAGAUGGAGAUUACAAACCACGUAGCCAAGCUGCUUGUGGAGCUUUCCAAGUCCCAGGACGACGAAAUCGGUGACGGCACCACUGGUGUUGUCGUCCUCGCCGGUGCUCUCCUCGAACAGGCCGCCGAGCUCAUCGACAAGGGUAUCCACCCCAUCCGCAUCGCCGAUGGUUACGAUCAGGCCUGCGACAUUGCCGUAGCGGAACUCGACAGAAUUUCCGAUGUUAUUGAGUUUGACAAGGAGAACACAGAGAACCUGACCAAGGUUGCGAGAACAAGUUUGGGCAGCAAGAUUGUUUCCAAGGCUCACGAUCAGUUUGCCAAGAUCGCCGUAGAUGCGGUCUUGUCUGUGGCGGAUCUGGAACGGAAGGAUGUCGACUUUGAGCUGAUCAAGAUGGACGGCAAGGUCGGCGGCUCUCUUGAGGACACACUCCUCGUCAAGGGUGUUAUUGUCGACAAGGACUUCUCACACCCACAGAUGCCCUCCGAGGUCCGGGACGCCAAGAUCGCCAUUCUGACGUGCGCGUUCGAGCCCCCCAAGCCCAAGACCAAGCACAAGUUGGAGAUCAGCAGCGUCGAGGAGUUCAAGAAGCUGCAAAGCUACGAGCGCGAGAAGUUCGUCGAGAUGAUUCAACAAAUAAAGGAUGCCGGUGCCAAUCUGGCCAUUUGCCAGUGGGGUUUCGACGACGAGGCCAACCAUCUCCUCCUCCAGAACGAGCUCCCCGCCGUAAGAUGGGUUGGUGGCCCAGAGAUUGAGCUGAUUGCCAUUGCGACAAACGGCCGUAUUGUUCCCAGAUUCGAGGACCUUAAGCCAGAGAAGCUUGGCACCGCUGGUAUCGUCAGAGAAAUGACCUUUGGCACUACAAGGGAAAAGAUGCUUGUUAUCGAGGAGUGUGCCAACACUCGUGCGGUAACAGUCUUUGUUAGGGGCAGCAACAAGAUGAUUAUCGAUGAGGCCAAGCGCUCCCUCCACGAUGCCCUUUGCGUCGUAAGGAACCUUGUCCGUGACAACCGCGUUGUCUAUGGUGGUGGUUCCGCCGAAAUUGCAUGCUCUCUGGCCGUUGAGGACGAGGCUGUCAAGACCCCCGGUCUCGAGCAAUACGCCAUGCGCGCCUUCGCCGAGGCUCUUGAUGCCAUCCCCAUGGCCCUUGCCGAGAACAGCGGUCUCAACCCUAUUGCCACUCUUGCCGAGGUCAAGUCUCAACAGGUCAAGGACCCAUCUGGCCGUGGCCGUCUGGGUGUGGACUGCAUGGGCCGCGGGUCCAACAACAUGAAGGAGGCGUUUGUUAUUGACCCAUUGAUUGGAAAGAAGCAGCAGCUCAUGUUGGCGACACAGCUGUGCCGCAUGGUGCUCAAGGUGAACAAUGUUAUCAUCUCGGGCUCAGGGGAGGAUGACUUUUAA
This is a messenger RNA of Podospora anserina S mat+, 1653 nucleotides long. RefSeq lists its product as uncharacterized. NCBI's taxonomy places the organism in Eukaryota, Fungi, Ascomycota, Sordariomycetes, Sordariales, Podosporaceae. Bases 1 to 1653 code for a protein of 550 amino acids. The record is from RefSeq and is a predicted model, not a curated record. Gene Ontology annotation, cellular component: chaperonin-containing T-complex. The transcript is spliced from 5 exons. Gene Ontology annotation, molecular function: ATP binding; ATP-dependent protein folding chaperone; ATP hydrolysis activity. Gene Ontology annotation, biological process: protein folding.